Molecule: messenger RNA, 1186 nt
Organism: Nannospalax galili (Upper Galilee mountains blind mole rat)
Lineage: Eukaryota; Metazoa; Chordata; Mammalia; Rodentia; Spalacidae
Gene: Snrnp48
Product: small nuclear ribonucleoprotein U11/U12 subunit 48
Exons: 9
Coding region: 40-1059 (339 amino acids)
Cellular component (GO): U12-type spliceosomal complex; nucleoplasm; cytosol
Source: RefSeq, a predicted model, not a curated record
GGCCGUUCUCCCACUUCCGGGGUGAGAGGCGCUGCGGCCAUGGAGGCCGAGCCGCCUCCGGUGGAGGAACGGCGGCGGUUGCAGGAGGAGCUGAGCGAGUUCGUGGAGAGCUGCUGCCGGAAGCUGGAGGAAGUCACGGCGUCCCUGGGAUGGAGCCUGAAUCAGCUGGACCCCGGGGACGAGCCGGAGGCCGAGGAUGAAAUUGUGAUAUGCCCUUUUGAUUCCAAUCAUCAUAUGCCUAAAUCAUCUUUAGCAAAGCACAUGGGAUCUUGUAGAUUGAGGAAACUAGGCUAUUCUAAAGAAGAAGAGGCUGAAAUGUAUAAUCCUGGUUUUUUCUAUGAGAAUAUGAAGAUUCCUUCAGUUACUUUGGAUAAAGAUUCACAAUUCCAGAUAAUUAAACAAGCUAGAACUGCAGCUGGGAAGGAUGGUGAUCGUUUUAAUCAAAGGAUGUACUCUUCAGUGCCUGUUGAAGUUCCUCUGAAUCACAAACGGUCUGUUUGUGACCUCACUCAAGCAGAUCGCCUUGCCCUUUAUGAUUUUGUCAUUGAGGAGACAAAGAAAAAACGCUCUGGUUCUCAAGUCAUCGAGAACGACAGUGACCUCUUUGUAGACUUGGCUGCUAAAGUCAAUCAAGAUAAUAGCCGAAAAAGUCCAAAAUCUUACCUGGAAAUCCUGGCAGAAGUGAGAGAUUAUAAAAGAAGACGCCAGUCCUAUAGAGCUAAGAAUGUUCAUAUAACCAAGAAAUCAUAUACUGAGGUAAUUCGGGAUGUGAUAAAAGUACACAUGGAAGAACUGAGUAACCAUUGGCUUGAAGAGCAGGAAAAAGCAGAGGAUGGUGCUGAAAAGAAUGAAGACAGGCGAUCAGCUUCGGUAGAUUCACGACAGUCUGGUGGAAGCUAUUUGGAUGGUGAAAGUUCACGACACAGAAGGGUUCGGAGUAGGAGCCCACAUAAACGGAAAAGAAAUAAAGAUAAGGAUAACAACUCUGAGCCGAGAAGAAAGAAAGAGAGGGAUGGGGAGAGACAUCAUAGUCAUAAAAGAAGAAAGCAAAAACCGUAAACAAAAUGUUUAUGAAUACAUUAAUUAUGCUUAUGGCUUAUAACCUAUAUGCUGAUAUUUUAAUUGUAAUCUUUACAUAGGCGAAUGUGUUAUGAUCAUGUAAUACUAUUUUUAAUAAAUACUUAUA